UGGUGAUUCCAGCAAAGAGGACGCGGGCGCUCUUCUGAUGCUAGAAACAGGCGCUCAUAUACAUCAAAGACAUGAAAGGAGACAACUGCGAGUGGGUUCAACUGGCGCACCCGACCAAAAAUACUGCGACAAAAUGCCUUUUCCGAAAGGCACCCUGAAUGACAAGCUCCAUGCGCACGUCACCAGUUAUCACAAGACCAGAGGCGGCCACAAGAAUUGUCCCUUGCAUUGGCCAACACGGGACAAAUUAUACGAC
Amoebophrya sp. A25 is the source of this 256-nucleotide messenger RNA. NCBI's taxonomy places the organism in Eukaryota, Dinophyceae, Syndiniales, Amoebophryaceae. The record is from the annotation of a GenBank genome assembly.